AUGAAAAAUUUUUCAUUUCCUCUUCAAGAUAACACCCAUCAAGGUGAAAGUCCCUUUCAUCAUGGACUCUUGAGCUUGAUAAAUAAGUCUGAAUCCCUCAGAAGACCAGAGAGAAACGAGCAUUUAGCUCACCUGGAGAUUGCUGUGUUGGCGAUAGUAUUUAUAAUGGCAUCGUUGGGGAAUUUUUGUCUCAUCCUGAUACUGUGGAGGAAAAGAAAGAAGCUACCUCGAAUGUGCAUAUCCAUGCUUCACCUCAGCCUAGCAGACCUGGUAGCAGCAUUUUUCCAAAUACUUCCCCAACUAAUCUGGGAUAUCACAGAUGUCUUCAUAGGGCCAGAUGUCUUAUGCAAAGCCAUCAAAUAUUUACAAUUGGUAGGUAUGUUUGCUUCCACUUACAUGAUAGUGGUGAUGACCAUAGAUCGGUGCCAAGCCAUCUGUAACCCUGGGGUCACAUUCCAGAAGGAAAUGUCUCUCUGGAAUGCCUCAGUUGGUAUCAGCUGGUUAGUAGCCCUGAUCUUCAGUCUUCCCCAAGUAUUCGUCUUUUCCAAGGCUGAAAUAGCUCCUGGGGUUUUUGAAUGCUGGGCUGAAUUCAUCCAACCCUGGGGGCCCAGGGCCUAUGUAACCUGGAUUUUUGUAGCUAUUUUCUUCAUUCCUAUGUUGAUUUUAAUGAUAUGUCAGGGUAAGAUCUGUAGGAUCAUCCAAAGGAACAGAAAUGCAGAAAAACACAGCAAGCUGGAAAUCAGAAGGCAGAAGCAAAUCGUGCCAUCUCAAGCAAGCAGCAUUAAUAGUAUUUCAAAGGCAAUGAUCAAGACUGUGAAAAUGACAGCAGUGACAAUCGUUGCUUAUAUUCUGUGCUGGGCACCUUUCUUCACAGUGCAGAUGUGGUCUGUGUGGCAUCCCAGCACUGUUACAGAAGGAGGAAUAUUCACCAUCAUCAUGCUCCUUGGGAAUCUAAACAGUUGUGCCAAUCCCUGGAUAUAUAUGUAUUUCUGUGGACAUAUUCCAUUCUGCAAAAAAAUGCAGCCUGAAAAGAUUUCUGUCCGAGAACAAUCUGUUGUGACAGGUAGCAUUAAUCUUGGUGAAAAAGGACCUGAAGACAAUGCUACUUCUGUAUAAUUUUUUUUUGGUUGUUGUUGCUAUGGAGGACUUAUACCAAAAGAAUUUUAUAUUAUUAUGUUAA
Molecule: messenger RNA, 1180 nt
Organism: Dromiciops gliroides (monito del monte)
Lineage: Eukaryota; Metazoa; Chordata; Mammalia; Microbiotheria; Microbiotheriidae
Product: mesotocin receptor-like
Exons: 2
Coding region: 1-1116 (371 amino acids)
Biological process (GO): regulation of systemic arterial blood pressure by vasopressin; positive regulation of vasoconstriction; G protein-coupled receptor signaling pathway
Cellular component (GO): membrane
Molecular function (GO): peptide binding; vasopressin receptor activity
Source: RefSeq, a predicted model, not a curated record